GUCGCAGCUUCACGUUGCAGUACAGCCAGGCAGAAGUUUAAUUUGAGUCUUUUUAGCCGGUUUUAAACCAGAAUCAAACCGUCUUUCCGAGCGUCGACUUGUACCCGUACACACAGGCAGGAUGGCGGAACCACUGAAGGCCUUUCUGGAAAACAAGCCAGCAGAAAAGACAAAGAAGGAUCCGAAGCGGCUGUCGGUGGAGAGGAUCUAUCAGAAGAAAACGCAGCUGGAGCACAUCUUGCUCCGACCAGACUCGUACAUCGGUUCUGUGGAGCCUGUCACUCAACAAAUGUGGGUGUAUGACACCGAUGCUCAGCUGAACUGCCGUGAUGUGACGUUUGUGCCCGGACUUUACAAGAUCUUUGAUGAGAUCCUCGUAAAUGCAGCCGAUAACAAGCAGAGGGACAAAAGCAUGUCGUGUAUCAAGGUCAACAUCGACGUUGAAAACAACACCAUCAGUGUGUGGAACAACGGGAAGGGUAUCCCUGUGGUGGAGCACAAGGUGGAGAAGGUCUUUGUGCCUGCUCUCAUCUUCGGGCAGCUGCUAACCUCAAGUAACUACGAUGACGACGAGAAGAAAGUCACUGGUGGACGUAAUGGAUACGGUGCUAAGCUCUGCAACAUCUUCAGUACGAAGUUCACCGUGGAGACUGCCUGCAAAGAGUCCAAGAAGUGCUUCAAGCAGACUUGGUACGACAACAUGGGCAGAGCCGGGGAAGCCACCAUCAAACCUUUCGACGGAGACGACUACACCUGCAUCACGUUCAGACCUGAUCUGCCCAAGUUCAAGAUGAGCAUCCUGGACAGGGACACGGUGGCUCUGAUGACCAGGAGAGCCUACGACAUCGCCGGCUCCUCCAAGGGCGUCCGGGUCUUCUUCAAUGGCAAGAGGCUGCCGGUUACUGGCUUCCGGAGCUACGUGGACCUGUACCUGAAGGACAAGGUGGACGAGCUGGGCUCUCCCCUCACUGUGAUCCACGAGCUGGCCAACGAGCGCUGGGAGGUUUGCCUCACCACCAGCGAGAAAGGCUUCCAGCAGAUCAGCUUUGUCAACAGCAUUGCCACCACCAAGGGAGGCAGACACACUGACUACGUGGCCGACCAAGUGGUGGCGAAGCUCAUUGAGGUGGUGAAGAAGAAGAACAAAGCCGGAGUGGUCGUCAAACCUUUCCAGGUGAAGAACCACAUGUGGCUGUUCAUCAACUGCCUGAUCGAGAACCCCACCUUCGACUCGCAGACCAAAGAGAACAUGACGCUGCAGCACAAGAAGUUCGGCUCCACCUGCAGCCUCAGCGACAAGUUCUUCAAGCAGGCUGCGUCCUCCGGAAUCGUGGAGAGCGUCAUGAACUGGGUGAGGUUCAAGGCUCAGUCCCAGCUCAACAAGAAAUGCUCCGCAGUGAAACACACCAAAAUCAAGGGCGUGCCGAAACUGGACGACGCCAACGACGCAGGCGGGAGGAACUCUAUUGGCUGCACGCUGAUCCUCACUGAGGGAGACUCGGCCAAGACGCUGGCCGUGUCUGGGCUGGGAGUCGUGGGAAGAGACCGCUACGGAAUCUUCCCUCUCAAGGGAAAAAUCCUCAACGUGCGGGAGGCGUCGCACAAACAGAUUAUGGACAACGCAGAAAUCAACAACAUCAUCAAGAUUCUCGGUCUCCAGUACAAGAAGAACUACAGCGACCCAGAAUCCCUCAAGACUCUGCGUUACGGAAAGAUCAUGAUCAUGACAGAUCAGGAUCAAGACGGCUCCCACAUCAAGGGCCUGCUCAUCAACUUCAUCCACCACAACUGGCCCUCGCUGCUGCGCCACAACUUCCUGGAGGAGUUCAUCACUCCCAUCAUCAAAGCGUCGUUCAAGAAAACUCAGCUGUCGUUCUACAGUCUUCCCGAGUUCAAUGAGUGGAAGGAGAGCCAGCCCAACCACAGAUCUUGGAAAAUCAAAUACUACAAAGGUUUGGGAACUAGCACAUCUCAGGAAGCCAAGGAGUACUUCUCUGAUAUGAAGAGACACCGGAUCCCCUUCAAGUACUGUGGACCUGAGGAUGAUGAAGCUAUUACCCUGGCCUUUAGCAAGAAGAAAGUGGACGAACGGAAAGAGUGGCUCACCAACUUCAUGAUGAACCGGCGCCAGCGCAGAGAGCACAACCUGCCCGAGGAUUAUCUGUACGGUCAGGCCACCACGUCUCUUUCCUACAACGACUUUGUCAACAAGGAGCUGGUUCUCUUCUCCAACUCGGACAAUGAGCGCUCCAUCCCCUGCCUGGUGGACGGCCUGAAGCCGGGUCAGAGGAAAGUCUUGUUCUGUUGCUUCAAGAGGAACGACAAGCGGGAGGUGAAGGUGGCCCAGCUGGCCGGUUCGGUGGCCGAGAUGUCUGCCUACCACCAUGGAGAGAGCUCUCUCAUGAUGACCAUCAUCGGCUUGGCUCAGAAUUUUGUGGGCAGCAACAACCUGAACCUGCUGCAGCCUCUGGGCCAGUUCGGCACGAGGCUGCACGGCGGCAAGGACUCGGCCAGCCCUCGAUACAUCUUCACCAUGCUCAGCCCGCUGGCUCGCCUUCUCUUCCCGCCGGUGGACGACAACCUGCUCAAGUACAACUACGACGACAACCAGCGCAUCGAGCCGGAGUGGUACAUCCCCAUCAUCCCCACCGUGCUGGCCAACGGCUCCGAGGGCAUCGGCACCGGCUGGGCCAGCAAGAUCCCCAACUACGACGUGCGCGAGCUCAUCAGCAACAUCCACCGCAUGCUGGAGGGCGAGGAGCCGCUGCCCAUGCUUCCAAACUACAAAGGCUUCAAAGGCACCAUCGACCAGGUGAUGAACAACCAGUUCAUGAACAGCGGAGAGAUUUCCAUCAUUGAUUCCACCACCGUCGAGAUCUCGGAGCUUCCCGUCAAAUCCUGGACCCAGGCCUACAAGGAGAACGUCCUGGAGCCGAUGCUGAACGGCACCGAGAAGGUUCCUCCUCUGAUCACAGACUACAAGGACUACCACACCGACACCACGGUGCGCUUCGUGGUCAAGAUGACGGAGGACAAGCUGAGGGAGGCGGAGGCCGCCGGCCUCCACAAAGUCUUCAAGCUGCAGAACUCGCUCACCUGCAACUCCAUGGUUCUCUUUGACCACGUGGGCAGCCUGAAGAAGUACGAGUCCGUGCAGGACGUUCUGAAGGACUUCUUCGAGCUGAGGAUGAAGUACUACGUGCUGAGGAAGGACUGGCUGGCGGGCAUGCUGGGAGCCGAGAGCGCCAAGCUCUCCAACCAGGCCCGCUUCAUCCUGGAGAAGAUCGAGGGCAAACUGGUGAUCGAAAACAAGCCGAAGAAGGAGCUGAUCGCAAUGCUGCAGAGGAUGGGCUACGACUCCGAUCCCGUCAAGGCUUGGAAGAAAGCUCAGGAGAAGGAUGAAGAGGUGGAGCAAGACAAGGAGGAAGAGGAGAAGGAAGACGCCACCGGACCCGACUACAACUACCUGCUGAGCAUGCCCAUGUGGUUCCUGACCAAGGAGAAGAAGGAGGAGCUGUGCAGACAGAGAGACGCCAAGCUGACGGAGCUGAACACCCUGAAGAAGAAGACUCCGUCCGACCUGUGGAAGGAAGACCUGGCUGCUUUCUCAGAGGAGCUGGAGCGUCUGGAGGCCAAGGAGAAGGAGGAGACCUACAUUGUGCCCACCAAGGGAAAAGGCAAGUCGCUGAAGGUGAAGCAGGAGACGCUGCCCACGCCGCAGGGCCGCCGCGUCAUCCCGCGAGUCACCAGCGCCAUGAAGGCCGACGCCAACAGGAAGGCCGACCUGAAGAGAGGAGAGGGCAAGAGAGGCGCCAAGGCCAAGGUGGCGGUGAAGAUGGAGUUCGGAGACGACGGCGAGCACACCAGCUCGGUGGAGGAGACCAGCCUGGUUGCACGGCUCGGCAAGAAAACAAAGACUCAGACCAAGGAGACAUCGUCGACCGGCAAGCAGACCACCCUUCAGUUCAAGCCCGUUAAGACGAAGGCGAACCCGUGGUCGGACGAGGAGUCGGCGAGUCAGUCCGACAGCGAGGCGGAGGUGGAGGAGGUGGAGGCGGCCCCCAGAAAGCGGGUGGCGCGCACGACCAAAGCGGCGGUGAAGUACAGCUUCUCCGACAGCGAGGAUGAGUUUGAAGACUGGGGCAAGAAGGAGGCCCCGAAGCGCAAAGCCAUGAUCAGCGACGACGACACCAGCUUCGCCCUGGAGCCCAGCCUCGCCUCCGACGACAACAUGGACUCUCCCGCCCCGCCUCCCAAGGCGCCGCAGCCCAAGAAAAAAGUGACCAAGAGCAAAUCGUCCUCCGAAGACGCGGGAGCCAGGACGAGCUCUCCGUCCGACAAUCAGGCGCCCGUGACCAAGGCUCCGGCUAAACGUAAACCCAAAGAGGCAGCGCCCAAGAAACCCGCCGCGGCCAAGAAGCCCGCCGCUCCCAGAAAGAAGGCAGCAGACGCCAAGCAGCCGUCCAUCCUGACCGCCCUGUCCAAACCCAAAGCUUCGUCCAGCGCCGCAGCCAAGAAGGCCCCCUCCUUGGACUCCAGCGACUCGGACGGCGAGGUCAAGGCUCCGGCUGCGAAGGCCAAACCGUUCCUGAAGCGGAAGCAGGUCGUGAGCGACGAGUCCGACUCCGACAGCAACUCGGACCUCAUGUCCCGCCUCAAAUCCAAACCCAAAGCAGCCAUCGCCGUCAAGAAAACCAAGAAUUGGGACGACGAUGACAGCUUCCAGGUCUUGGACGACGACGGCGCGGCUGAUGUUGUUGCCGUAUCGCCGAAGAACAAACCGGCCCGAGCCCGAAAACCCGUCACCUACAACCUGGACUCCGACUCGGACGAAGACUUCUAAUCAGAGGCUCACGCACACGUGUGUGUAUGUGUGUGUGUUUGUGUGUAUAGUGUUUUCAUGAGGAACAGAUUCAUUCAGCGUAUUACUGGCAGCUGAAGCCUCCAGUGUUUUUCGAUUAGCUGAAAUGAGGAGAAAACAGUUGUAGAAGAUUUUCCGUAGGUUUAGUUUUAACCUUCAUAACGUUUUUUCGAUUGUCUUUUCUAACGCUGUUUUUAUUGUUUUUUUGUCUUGUAAAUAUUUCUCUGGUUUCAUGUUCGUAGAAAUAAAGUGAAUAUU
Salarias fasciatus (jewelled blenny) is the source of this 5119-nucleotide messenger RNA. RefSeq names its product DNA topoisomerase II alpha (gene top2a). NCBI's taxonomy places the organism in Eukaryota, Metazoa, Chordata, Actinopteri, Blenniiformes, Blenniidae. Bases 122 to 4843 code for a protein of 1573 amino acids. The transcript is spliced from 34 exons. Gene Ontology annotation, biological process: DNA topological change; resolution of meiotic recombination intermediates; sister chromatid segregation. Gene Ontology annotation, cellular component: nucleus. Gene Ontology annotation, molecular function: ATP binding; DNA binding; DNA topoisomerase type II (double strand cut, ATP-hydrolyzing) activity. The record is from RefSeq and is a predicted model, not a curated record.